CCAAUACCCAGCUUAUUUAUACCAGAGCAUGUGUAUCUUAUAUAUUGAAAAUACGUCAUAGCAUCUAUAGGCUAGAUGAAUCUAGAGCUUAUGUCGGACUUUAUCUUAUACAUUAUUCAAGCAUGCAUAUAUAUAGCGUUAUGCUUAGGUUAUACACUAGACAUAACUCUUUGCAUUAAAACUCCCCACUAUCUUUUUGCCCCUCUUCUCCGUCAUAUUGACAUGUCACACAAGCUCCCAAGUAGCUGACGAGACGUUGUUUGAUCCGUCCCCGUGGGUAAAGUUACCUUAUGAUACAAGAAGAAAAAGAAAAGCAAAUAACAUAUCAGUUGCUAGCUUUUUUUGGUCGGAUCUAUACCCAAUUUAGCGCCAUGGCGGGGAAAAAAGGGAGUGAUAAUAGCAAAAAGGCAGCUGGCCAGGCCCGAAAAGCUCAAACAGCUGCCAACAAGGCUGCCGCUGAGGAUGCAAAGAAGGCGGCGGAAGAGGACGCCGAAUGGGCUAAGGGUGCUAAAAAUAAUUCGAAGAAAGAAGCACAGGAAGCAAAAAGGGCAGAGCAAGCCCGAAAAAAAGCAGAGAAAGAAGCUCUUGCUGCCGAGGAGGAAAAGAGUCUACCAAGUCGUGCUGGCCCUAAGAAUUCCAAGACCGCUGUCAAGAAAACAAAUCGUGGCAUCGACGGAGCCUUGUCUAAUCUCUCCAUUGACGAUGACAAAAACACAGAAUACCAGGCCUCAGGUACUGACGCCAUUUUGGACCUCCUCGAAGGUCUUCUCUUAAGUUCAUCUGAAGUCAAAGUCGAUAAACAUGUCAGUAGAAGGGUCAAGGCCGCAUACGCCAAAUUUGAGGAAAGACGGCUCAAAGAAAUGAAAGAAGACGGAAGUAUAAAAGAACUGCGCUUUACUCAGAGGAAGGAGCAGCUCGCGAAAGAGUUUAUGAAGAGCCCAGAAAACCCAUAUAACAGCAGUGUGAACGUAGGUCACAAUGCGACAAAGGAAGAGAUUAAGGAAACCCAAGAGCAGGAACUAGCGCGAAAGAAGGCUCAGUUUGCCUCCAAGACCUCCGAAUAGGAACCGGAGUACUUGUUGGUUACGAAGGGCGAAAAGCACUGCGAAUCCUGGCAUAUGGCGGGGGGCCCUGGAAUGGAAACUCGGCAACCAGGAAAAGGUAGCGAGGGUUACAUAGAACAUUGUCUACAAACGAAGACAAAGACGAGGGUAGCUAUAUUGAUACAGGCAUCGAAGCUCGGUAUACAUAGUAAUCUUUGGUAUAUAUACUUACUAUAGUAGGUAUUGGGUACAAAUCUUUCAUAAACACAUUGUUUUUAAACAUUAUAACUACCAUCAAAAGGGCUUUCUGAGGACUGGCGCUUUAAUCUUUUUGAAACAUUGACUUGAGGUCUCCACUAGAGAAUAAAUAGUGCGCGAACACGCACAUCAUAUUGUAUUAGCGAAAGGUCGCGUGAUAAUAUUUGAAGGUGUAGCCCCCGCCGUUGGCUUAAAAAACUUAUCGGGUAGACGGGCUAAGCUUCGGCAAGCCUCGGCUUGGGACUCGGGGUAUUUUGACAAGGGUGGA
Daldinia caldariorum is the source of this 1569-nucleotide messenger RNA. RefSeq names its product DUF1014-domain-containing protein. NCBI's taxonomy places the organism in Eukaryota, Fungi, Ascomycota, Sordariomycetes, Xylariales, Hypoxylaceae. Gene Ontology annotation, molecular function: transcription coactivator activity. Gene Ontology annotation, biological process: transcription by RNA polymerase II. The record is from RefSeq and is a predicted model, not a curated record. Bases 291 to 1064 code for a protein of 257 amino acids. The transcript is spliced from 3 exons. Gene Ontology annotation, cellular component: nucleus.